Molecule: messenger RNA, 686 nt
Organism: Miniopterus natalensis
Lineage: Eukaryota; Metazoa; Chordata; Mammalia; Chiroptera; Miniopteridae
Gene: CCL20
Product: C-C motif chemokine ligand 20
Biological process (GO): immune response
Cellular component (GO): extracellular region
Molecular function (GO): chemokine activity
Source: RefSeq, a predicted model, not a curated record
AUGAUGGGCAGUGGCAAGAUCUGGCUCCUGGCUGCUUUGAUGCCAGUGCUGCUGCUCCACCUCAGCAGCAGGUCGGAAGCAGCAAGCACCUUCGACUGCUGCCUUCGGUAUACAGAACAGGUCAUUCCGAGCAAAUUUCUCAAGGGCUUCAUACAGCAGCUGGCCAAUGAAGCUUGUGACAUCAAUGCCGUCAUCUUCCACACAAAGAAGGGGUUCGCUGUGUGUGCAGAUCCGAAGAAGAAGUGGGUGAAGCAUGCUGUGCACGUCCUCAGCCAAAGAGUCCGGAGGAUGUGAAAGCUGGCGAUCUCUGGAGUGAAAUUGGACACGGCCACUCGCACGUCGGUGAGGGCUCAGCCCUUCUCUGAUUUGUGUCAUUGGACUUGUCCAGUUAAUGAAGUUGAUACAUAUUGCAUCACACUUGGCUUCGUUAAAUGCUGCAUUAGAGUCAAACUAUUUUAUGUUAAGUUAUUUAUAUAUAUGGGCUUUUGUGUGUAUGUUUUGCUAUUUAAUAAUAAUUUCCCAUAAACUUUUUAGUUUAGUACAAGGUAUAACAUUAUGCUUGGAGGACUAAGAUUAUAUGAAUUUCUUUUGCAAGUAGCAGCUCUUUUUAAAGUUAUUUAACAGUCUUCUGUUUAUAGUUUUGUUUCCUAAAUUGUUGUAAUACCUGUAAAAGAGGAAAACGAUGA